CUAGGUUCCCCAUGGACAAAGGUGUGGCAGGCCACGUGGCAACAACGGGAGAGGUGCUCAACAUCAAAGAUGCUUAUGCGGAUGAUAGGUUCAAUAGAGAUGUAGAUCUGCAGACAGGCUAUACCACUAAAACAAUUCUGUGCAUGCCAAUAAAAAUAAGGGGAAACAUCAUUGGUGUUGUUCAAAUGGUUAACAAACUGAAUGGUACUUUUACAAAGUCAGAUGAGGAGUCAUUUGAAACAUUUGCUAUUUAUUGUGGUCUUGCACUUCACCAUGCUAAAUUGUACGACAAGAUCCGCAGGUCGGAACAGAAGUACAAAGUAGCAUUAGAGGUGUUGUCCUACCAUGGAACAUGUUCAGAAGAAGAAGUGCAGAAAACAAAAAGUAUUGAUGUCCCAGAUAAACUCCCAGAACUCAUCAAGUAUGACUUUUCCCCGUGGUCAGUGGAUAAUGACCAGAAACCAAUCUAUGUCAUUCACAUGCUGAAGGACCUCUUUGAUACAGCAGAUUUCACAAGCUCUUGGGGAAACAAAAAUCAAAAAAGGUAUGACUUGGAUACUCUUUACCGAUUUACUUUAACAGUUCGCAAGAACUACCGUGCAGUUCCAUAUCACAACUGGGCACAUGCAUUCUCCGUUGCCCAUGCAAUGUUCACAGUUAUCAAAACCACCAGCAACAAGUUCAAACCAAUAGAGGCUUUGGGUCUGUUUGUUGCAUGUCUGUGCCAUGACCUGGACCACAGAGGGAAAACCAACUCAUUCAUGGUGAAGAGUGCCUCCCCAUUGGCAGCAGUCUACUCCACCUCCACCAUGGAACACCAUCACUUUAACCAGACAGUGACCAUACUGCAGAACGAAGGGCACAAUAUCUUCAAGAACCUGUGUUCUGAAGAGUAUAAACAGGUUCUGGGAGACAUUCGUCACUGUAUCCUUGCCACAGAUUUGGCCCUCUUUUUUGGUAACAGAGCACGUCUCAAGGACCUGGCUGAAAACAAACAGCUGUCUUGGGACAAUGACGAUCACAGACAUCUAGUCCAGGCAAUAGCCAUGACCUCCUGUGACCUGUGUGCCAGCUUUAAGCCUUGGGACACACAGCAAGAGACUGUCAAAGUUAUAUUUGAGGAAUUUUACAUCCAGGGAGAUGAGGAAAAGAAACAAGGUCUCACUCCAAUAGAAAUGAUGGACAGGGAUCGCAAAGAUAUGUUACCCCAGCUGGAGGUUGGUUUUCUGGUUGGUAUUUGUUUACCAUGUUAUGAACUCUUGGCUCAGGUUCUACCUCCCACCUCUCCCAUGGUAGAAGGUGCAAAGGCAAACCUGGAAAAAUGGAAAGAGCUUGCUGAUAAGCAAAAGGAGUUGGAAAAAGAGAAAGAAAAAGAAUCAGAAGAAAAAGAAAAUAAAUUAGAGGGAAGUAAUAAAGAAAAAGAAUCGUAACACAUGCAUGUUAUUUUUUGGUGAAAUCUAGAAAGGAUUACAACAUCAACUAUAUAUAAAUUUAUGGCAGGGAAUUACUUGGAAGCCUUUAUACUAUCAAAAUGGCUGCAAGCUCUUAAGUCAAUUCAUUGUACUUUUUACAAGUCACUCUGCAGACCAGUAGGGAUAAGUCCUGAAGAUGGCAGCACAAAGGCUGUUCCGGGGGGCUCCAACACCCAUCUGAGUUUUUUUAAUAUAAAUUUGUAAUAUUGGAGAUAUAUACUGGUACCAUGUGCAUUUCUAUCUUUUAAGAACCUCAAAGAUAUACAGCUUUUUAUGCAGAAUAAUGCAAAACUUUGUAUAUAAGAUAUGCCUCAGUAACUGAAAUGAAUGACUAUAUAUCAAAUGUUAAGAAAUGUCAUGAUAGUUUCAUUAGUGACUAUAUUACACAUAGGUACAUGUUUGAUACUUUAGGGAAACUACAUGACUUAUGUACAGUUCUCUCAUAAAUAUUACUAUCCAAAUCCUUUUGGGACUGAGGCAACAUCUGAUAGCUAUAAAAAUUGUGAAAAAACAUACUGGUGUGAACAGACAUAUUAAAACUAUUUAAAAGUU
Molecule: messenger RNA, 2024 nt
Organism: Lingula anatina
Lineage: Eukaryota; Metazoa; Brachiopoda; Lingulata; Lingulida; Lingulidae
Product: putative 3',5'-cyclic phosphodiesterase pde-5
Biological process (GO): signal transduction
Molecular function (GO): 3',5'-cyclic-nucleotide phosphodiesterase activity; protein binding
Source: RefSeq, a predicted model, not a curated record